This is a messenger RNA of Electrophorus electricus (electric eel), 1092 nucleotides long. RefSeq names its product potassium channel, subfamily K, member 7 (gene kcnk7). Gene Ontology annotation, cellular component: plasma membrane. Gene Ontology annotation, molecular function: potassium ion leak channel activity; outward rectifier potassium channel activity. The record is from RefSeq and is a predicted model, not a curated record. NCBI's taxonomy places the organism in Eukaryota, Metazoa, Chordata, Actinopteri, Gymnotiformes, Gymnotidae. Gene Ontology annotation, biological process: stabilization of membrane potential; potassium ion transmembrane transport.
AUGGCUCAUAGCAUAGAGUCAUUCCUUACCUUUUGUCGUUAUCAUGCGUUCACCUUUUUGACUAUAGCUUACGUGUUGUAUAUUAUUACUGGAGGCGUGAUUUUUAUGUUGCUAGAGCAACCAGAAGAAGACUUACUAGAUGCAGAGGUGCAUGAAUUUGUAGGAAGGUUUUUGGAAGACCACAAAUGCGUGCAAGAAAGGAGCCUGCGUAAUCUGUUGCGAAAAGUGCUCUUUACGGACAGACGUGGCAUCGCUGUCUUGAAGUCUGAAAGCAAUGAGUAUAACUUUGACUUCACGUCAUCGCUGUUUUUCAUAAUAACUUUCCUUACGACAACAGGUUAUGGCGUUACUGUUCCACUGUCGGACGAGGGUCGUGCGUUUUGUAUGCUCUACUGCCUGGUGGGCAUUCCCUUGACUUUCUUCUUGUUCUCCUCCAUCACUGAUGCCCUGUUGCCAUGGGUGACCCAUGCCCCCAUACGUUACCUCCAGAUCUACUGGGGUCUAUCCCACAACAGGGCUGCCUUGCUCUGCUGCGGGGGUUUAGCUGCGUGCACGGCUACGCUGUUCUUCGUGCUUCCCGCCAUCACCCUUUGUCUGGUGGAGAGGAAAUGGACUUUCCUGCAGUCCCUGUACUAUUGCUUUAUCUCACUCAGUACCAUUGGCCUUGGAGAUUACCUGCCUGGGAGGGUGCAGAGUCAGAGUAUGCGCCUGGGCCUGGAGUUUGCCACGUCCUGUUACUUAGUGCUGGGACUUGUAGCCCUGCUUGUGGUCCUGGAGAGCUUCUGGGAGCUGCAGCAGGUACAGGCCCUGUUGCGCGUCUUUGCUGGGCCUCACGUGAGGGAGAUCAAGGGACUCUGCCUGGAUGAAAUGGUGCUGGGCGGGGACCCGUGGGCCGGUGUUAGCCCAGUAGACAGGCUCCAGUACAUGUGUCCUAUCUCCACCAUCUCGCCCCAUCUCUCUGAUGCACCCACAGCUAUUUCUGCGGAGGAAAGGUUCAUACUGGGACCACUGCAAAUGUCAAGCUCUGAGAAGGCUGCUUCCCUGUCACUUCACCCAGACACUUCUCCAGACCCACCUGACCAAAACAGCUGA